GGCGCCAUGGUUCUCUGUGCUGUGGUCUCUGCGUCUCUUUUCUCCCUUCAAGGAGAGCUGCUGCUGCUUUUCAGGCCAAAUAAUAAUUUGUAGAGAGGGAUUGUGAAGCACACACUCAUCACAUGUAUCCUGUACCUGUGCCCCUCUGAUGCUGUGAGUGGGGGACUGGGACACAAUAGUAACAUCACAGAGGGAGCUGAGCUCAGGGGAGUAAGCAGCAGAGACCUCAGGCUCUGUCCCUAACUCCUACAGUGACUACAGUGACUGACUCCCGUUCCAGCCCCUCUUGCUCUUUGUCCUGCCUUUUCCAGAACAGUGUUGACCUGAGAGGGCUGAAUAAGAAAAGAAUUCCCUGAUGCCCCAAGCUGUCACUGGAAGGAACGAAGGGAACUGAGACAUUUCUUCAGAGUCUCUGUGGCCCUCAUGGUCCUGUGGUUCCUCAUCGUCCUGCACGUCCCAGAGGAAAACAAAGAUGUCAAAACUAUGGUGAUCAAGCAUGGCAGUAAGAACUCCAAAUCACUAAACAGCUGGCAGAGCAUCACUUCCAAGUACCUGAAAGAAAUCCAUCAGAGAAGAAAGACAUGGUUGACAGUGGGGAUCACCUCAGAGUCAGGACACGGUCAAAAUGGCCUCCUGGAUACCCUGGCCUCCCUGUACCACGCCUCCUCCACGUCUGAGCAGAGACAAAUGACUGUGCUGGUCCACCUGGCCGACUCUGACCCCACCUGGCUCAAGAGAACUAUCUUCCGCAUUUCAAGUCUCUACAGGUCCCAGAUUUUGACAGGGCAAUUACUACUGAUCCAUGCCCCACCUGAUGCCUACCCCACUGUGUCUAAUGUCCAGAAGGAGAUCUCUCAGGGGCAGAUCUACUCCAAGCAGAAUGUAGAUCACGCUUUCCUCAUGAGCUUUGCUACAAAGCUCUCCCCUUACUUCCUGUUGAUAGAGGACGAUGUCUUUUGUGCCCCCAAUUUUGUCGACCACAUUCGCUCAAAGGUGAUCGGCAGGAAGCCCAACACAUGGGUGCUCCUGGAGUUCUCUAAUAUGGGCAUCCUGGGUAAACUUCUCCACAGCAAGGACCUUCCACUCCUGACCCGUUUCCUCCUCCUCUUCCACAAGGAGCGACCUCUCGACUGGCUGAUCCGUCAUUUCUGUACCCUCUUGGCCCAGCAAAGUCCAAUCCUCUACAGACCCUUUCUCUUCUACCAUAGGUUGACUCACUCCACUUUCACAAACAACGUAACAGACCAGGAACAAGAUCUUCCUUGUCCCGAUAGCCUCACUGGAACUGUUUUCACAGACAUGAGGUUCUCUGAUGUUCAUUCCCCGCAGGCGGCCUACACUCUGGACGAGUCUUUCUUUUGGUCCUACAAUGUCAGUACAGGGAACUACUUGAUCUUGAUUUUGAACAAUCCAGCGAACCUCGACAGAGUGCAAGUAAGAACAGGCUCCAUCAUGGAUGGAAAGUACAUCCUAGAGAAAGGACAGGUGGAACUAGGCUACGAGCCUGAGGGAACGCCCCCGAACUGCACCAGCUUUACCCUGCUUGGCCAUCUUGUGCAGGGGCAGAUGGAUCAGAUCAUCCUGAAAAGCGCUGGGUCUGAAGUAAGCUGCGUGAAGCUGGCAGUGAACGCUAAUCAGGUCGGUGGUCUCAUGGUCAGGCAUAUCUACAUCUGGGGGGAGAAUGCCGAAGUCAGAAGAAAUAAUCAAAGAUAUGAUAAGUGGUGAUGCUAUGUCAGUACGAACAAUUAAAAGCUCGAACCGUUUCAUCCA
This is a messenger RNA of Rattus norvegicus (Norway rat), 1770 nucleotides long. NCBI's taxonomy places the organism in Eukaryota, Metazoa, Chordata, Mammalia, Rodentia, Muridae. The record is from RefSeq and is a predicted model, not a curated record.